Molecule: messenger RNA, 4056 nt
Organism: Plenodomus lingam JN3
Lineage: Eukaryota; Fungi; Ascomycota; Dothideomycetes; Pleosporales; Leptosphaeriaceae
Source: RefSeq, a predicted model, not a curated record
AUGUCGACAACCACAUCUGAGACGACACGCUCACAAACCAACUCGAACUCACCUGCGUCAGCCGUCCAAUACCGGUCGCUGCCGGUCCAUCCCGCGACGCACGACAUUGUCGACAUUGACUUUGAGGAUAAAGAAGCACAAGAAGACGAAGAGGACAGCGACGAUAGCGAAGGCGACGACGACGACAAGAGCAACAGCAACAGCAACAGCAACAGCAACAGCAACAAUAAUAAUCACCAUAAUAGAGACAACGAUAACGACAACAUAAAAGCCGAAGACGCAGACCAAGACGAAGACGAAGACGACGGGCUUGCCUUUGCCCCGAUUGCUCUGGCGCAGUACCACAGCAUCGCGGAGAAGCUAGGUUCGAACAACGUCUUCCGCAUCCUACGCUCGCCUGCGCCGAUUCGUGUAUGGGUGUACCGCUCGCUGCUUGCCGAGAACUGGCUGUGGAACCAGUGGGACCGGCCUGCACUUGCCCGACAGGAUAUGGAGAGGGAAGAUGCGCUUGAUGAGGCCGACCCUGGCGUAGAGGACGGUCAGGAAAAUCAGGAAGGUCAGCAAGGUGCAAAGGGCCUCAAUGAAGGUGCAAAAGGCGUCAAGGAAGGUGCAGACGUCUUCUCGGCUUCUGCUGCUUCUGCUGCUUCUUCUUCUUCUUCUUCUUCUUCUUCUUCUUCCUCCUCCUCCUCCUCUUCUCCUUCACCUUCUCCCUCUCUAUCUCCCUCCCCUUCCCCCCCUUCCCCUUCUCCUUCUCCGCGACCCUAUCUGACCCGCCUGCGACUCGCCCUCGCCCCCUACACGGUUCACUUCCACAACCCGGGCUACAUACGCGACGAUACCCUGCGCAUGCUGGAGCGCGACGUGGUCAAGAGGACGCUCGAGGAGUCGCGCAAGAGCGUGGAGCUGCGCGAGGAGCUAGGUCUCUCGUACGAGUUCUGGGACGAUCUCGCCGGUGUGCUCAAGGCUGCCAUCCCUUCGCUGGAGCGCCGCUGCUUUGCUGCACCAGACCCCGCCGCCCCCGAGUACGAGGGCUUGUCGGGGCCUCUCAUAGCCAGUUGCUCCCCCAGCCUGCUGCGCGACCUUGAGCGGCUAAACCAGCUUGUAUGCAUUGCACGCAACGUCCAGGUCUAUGGCGAACGCGUGCAGAACUUGAGCGCCGAGCGACUCUUUGACAAGGACAUCUUCGCCCUCAUCAACGUCUGUGUCCGCGUCACGGCGCGAGGCUAUGAUGGCGAAGCAGGCACCCAGGACGAGGACAAAUGGCAGAGUGUUAUCAACGCCUACAAGAAACUGCUCAUAUCCUGUCUCCAAUUUCUCAACAAUCUCAUCGCGCGCAACGAGCAGCGCAAGCUCAUGCUGUGGAUCGAGCUCUUCGACAGCCAUUUGGAUAGUGAGCUGCCCAACUUCGCCGACAUGAAGUACAAGAUGGAAGACUUCCCACAGCAAGACCAAAGUCCUCCACAAGAAGAACAUCCUCUUCAUGGCCAUGCAGCUCGCAGUCUAGAAACAUUCAAAAUCCCGCAACAACCUGCUUCGUCCCCAUUUCUGCUAUACAUUGGUGAGACAGGAAACGAAGUUAAGAAGGCUUUGAUGCAACACGGUGUCAAAGCGGGAGCCAAUGAGAUUGCCGCAGAGUGCCGGCGCAGGUGGCAAACCAUGAGCGAGGAAGACAAGAACAAAUGGAAUAUGUUGUACGCUGACGUUGUCGCGCGAUAUCGGGACCAGAUAACCCAGUCAAGCACCUACAGAAAGGUGGUCGAUCAGCAUGCGAAGAACGAAGAGAGCGUACAGGCACUUGCUAAAAGCAUCAAUCAGCUGCAGAUUGAGGUAGAUCGCAUGCGAUCCUCGAUCGCUGUAUUUCCAGAGGGCUCGACCUCCGAUCAACAGGCGUCCCCUGUCAUGGAAACAAAACAUCCCGCAAGACCAGUAACGCAUGACCCAUUACUAGAUCCCAGCAUCAAGCGGUCUCCCCCGGCAGGUGAGAUCGAUUUCCGUGUGACAUAUCCGCCGUCCUUUGGUGCGGAGAUACUCCAAAAUGGCAAAGAAGAUCUCUUGAAGCGUCUGGAGCCAGACCCCGACCGUCCAUCAGGGCUAAUCAGUGAUGUAGCCUCUCCGACCUCCCCUCCACCAGAGGAUGACGACGAGAAUGAUGACGAGUACGACGACAUUCCAGGGGAUGAGGGACGAGGCUUACUUACCGACGUCCCACUUAUACUAGGCCCUACCGAGAUUGAGGUCUUGCCUAUGAUCAUCAUGGCAGGGAUUGUUGAGCCACAAGAAGGGCAGCCAGGCUAUCACUCUGACUCAACUGUCUUCAGUAGUGUCAGGAGCAUGCAUGGUGUACGAUGCCAUCUUCUACUCGCUCAGGACAACGGCCGCAACCUGUUACGUGAAUUAUUGAUCUUCGUUGCUGCAUGGGAUCUACGGGAAGAGGAGCUCUAUUUCAAAUUCAUGGUCAAAAUCAUGGAAGCCAUUCUUGCAAAUCAGUUGUUACCGUUUGCUUACCAUGCUUUCAGAGAAUCGGAGUCCAAGGAUAUCAUUUCGCCUGCCCAAGCAGUCAUCAUGAAACUUCUCACUAACAUCUUCCGAGCCAGACAGGCUCGCGCUCAGCCCACAAAGGGCCACCUCAAAACUGCACCGCCACAGGUAGACCAGGGUGACGUACACAUGGUCAAUUUUCUCCUCACCGAGUUUCGCCGUCACAUUAUCCCACAGACUUGCGCACUCAUUUUCCUGCAAGGACAGAUACGCGCAGGACAUGCCCAGCCUGAAGACUUUCCUUUGAAUUUGUGGGAUAUGGAACGCAUGUACGAAGGUGUAUAUCAGUAUCUCGAGUUUUUUGCCAUUCUCACAGAGCAUGAGACAUGGAAGCGAAUGUUGAGCAAUUGGGAGAUUGCCAACGAACUCGUCACUUUGUUGAAGGAGCUCGAUGCAGCCAUUCCGAAGGGUCAGCUAUCCCCGCCACCACUACGAAAUGUGGGACAUGCCCCGCCUCCUCCACCGCCUGUGGAAGUAGAUAUUCCUCCUCAGCAUCAUCAACAAGCACAAGACCAAGAACAACAAAUGCAUAUGCAACAGCAACGACGACAGAUGCAAUUACAGCAGCAGUAUCAGGGACAUCAAGAGCAACAAAUGCAGCAGCAAAACCAACAGCAACAGCAACAGCAACAGCAACAGCAACAGCAACAGCAACAGCAACAGCAACAGCAACAGCAACAGCAACAGCAACAGCAACAGCAACAGCAACAGCAACAGCAACAGCAACAGCAACAGCAACAGCAACAGCAAAACCAGUCUGAGCACCAGUCACAACCGCAACCUGUCGCAGUGGAGCGACCGUACGACACGACCGCAGCCGCAACUGAACCGUACAUCGCCCCCCCUACAUCACCAUCACCACGCCCAUACAUGGACGAAGCCGCAGACGAGCCUUCCGACUUCGAAUGGCGCAACCUUAAAAAGCUAGCGGUCCUUGUGCUAAGCUCCUUGGUCUGGAAGAAUAAAAAUGUACAAGACCAAAUUCGACCGCUCGGUGGCAUCGAAGCUGUUCUAAAUUGCUGUUCGUACGACGAACACAAUCCCUACAUCCGCGAGCAUGCAAUUAUGUGUCUGCGUUUUCUUAUGGAGGGAAACAAAGAGAAUCAAGACCGAAUCCGCGCGCUCGAGAAAUACAAUCAAGACUCAAAAGCAAAGACUGCUGCGCCUUCUGCGCCAGACGCACCUGGGGAAAAUAGAGCACCGGUGAACGUACGUGUUCCAGAUGAAGUCCUAGAUCAACAGGGUUAUGAGACGUACAUGGAUAGUAAAGGCCAGGUUAUGCUACGAAAACGCCAACCACUGCCUCAACAGCUCCCGUCGCGAGAUCCGGGAAAAGGAAAGGCGAAGAUCGAUAUGGGGAUGCGGGAUCCGAAGGCAUUGGAGGAGUUAGUACAGCAGGUUAUGCGGGAUCUACCGAGGGUGCAGGGGCUAAGGGGUGGAGAAGAGAGGGCGGCGGAGGCGGAGGAGGCGUUGAAGAAGUUGGAUCGGGGGUUUGAUGGGGGUAGUUCAAAGGGAUGA